ACAUAUCGAUAGAGCAUUCGACUCUUCUCUAUAAACAUAAUAAUAACAAGGCACGUGAAUUUUUCUUAAAUUGUAAAUAAACUAAUAUUGGCACUAACUAAUGUCAUCUUCGAGUGAGUCCUUGGCCGCAGCUGAUCACGGUGCGACUAGCGAUGAGGAAACACAGUGCGCAGUUCGCGAGGAUCUUAAGACUAUGUCUUUUGAAGAGAUAAUGAAGCUCAAGGAACAGCUGGGCGCAAAAGUCUACAAGGAAGCUGUUCUUGGCAGUAAAAGUGUCAAGCGUAAACAGCCGAAAUCAAAAGUAGAACUUAAAAGACUGAACAAAAAUCGACCUCGGGAGAUAAGUUCAAAGCGUCAAGUGCCAUUUUUAGGCGCUGAAUUGCGAGUGGAACGUAAGAAAGAAGCGGAGCUACGUGAUCCCCGUUUCGAUGAAAAGUCGGGCGUCUAUGAUAUAGAUACAUUCAAGCAAAACUAUCAAUUCGUAACGAAAAUUCGUGACAAGGAAGUGGACCGGCUGAAAAAACGCUUGGACCAUGUUCAAGAUGAUGAGGAAAAGCUGAAAAUAAAGCAUACCAUGCAAAGACUCGUUAAUAAGAAUGUGGAGGAUAAACGCUGGCACAUCAAGCAAAACCUAUUAAGAGAGGAGCGUAAGGAGAUCCAAAAGGCGCACGACGAGGGACGCCAACCACACUAUGUGACAAAACAGGAAAGGCGUGCAAGGGAAUUGGUUGCUCAAUUUGAGCAGCUGAAAGAUACUGGAAAACUAAGCAAACAUCUGGAGAAGCGACGCAAGAAGAAUGCUGCAAAGGAUCGAAAGCGUAUAAGCAUUGAAUAGACAUAGAUAUUUUAGUUAUAAAUGUAUAUAUAUAUAUAUAUUAACGAUUUAUAUAAUAUAUUUAGCCCGUU
Molecule: messenger RNA, 906 nt
Organism: Drosophila hydei
Lineage: Eukaryota; Metazoa; Arthropoda; Insecta; Diptera; Drosophilidae
Product: ribosomal RNA processing protein 36 homolog
Exons: 3
Coding region: 101-835 (244 amino acids)
Biological process (GO): maturation of SSU-rRNA from tricistronic rRNA transcript (SSU-rRNA, 5.8S rRNA, LSU-rRNA)
Cellular component (GO): nucleolus; 90S preribosome
Source: RefSeq, a predicted model, not a curated record